AUGCCGUCUGUGCACGAGAUCCACGUUGAACUCGUCAGGCUCCUGAGCGCCACGGAGCGCCUCGUUGCUGCUGGAGAGCCAUCAGCGAGUGGGAGCUGGGAGAACUGGCCGCGCUUCUGUCAGUUCAUUACAUCGCUGGACAGCACCCAGUCUCAGCUGCAAGCAAGGGUGGCAGAGGUUUCCCGUGGAGCCGGCGCCGGCUUGUCGCCAGCGCUCCCAACCGCGGAGGAUCUCGCCGACUACGACCGACGCCUCGAGAUUUUGCGGCGCAAGCGAGACGAUCUCGCGUCUGCGGCCGCCGCCGCCGCCCUCGCUUCAGCGAAGAACUCCGCAGCAACCGAUCCUUCGCAGCAGCAGCAGCAAGCGACUGGGACUGGCGGCGUUGUCGGCGGUGCUGUUUUCGUCCCCCAAGAAGAUGGUGACCGCGUCGUCAGAAGGAGGGAGGCGCGAGGCUCGUCGCGCCGCCGGGGCGCCAAAGACAGCAGCCAAGAUGAUUCCGGCGGGGUGUUUGGCGGGCGGCGCCCUGGCGGCGGGAAGGGGGGGGGGGGGGGGGAGCGGGCCGCGGACGAGGCUGAGGCGGACCAGGUCGCCCAGGAGAUAUCUAGCAUGGCUGGGAGGCUGAAGGAGUCCAGCGUGGCUAUCAACCAGACCCUGAGGACGCAGACCCAGGUGCUUGAAGACACGGGCGAUGCCGCCACCCAGAACGUAGACCGGGUGAAGAGGGAGAACGCUCGGGUGUCGGAGCGGCUGCGCAAGAAACGGGCCGCCAUGUUCGCGUCAUGGUGCAUGAUGAUCACGGUGGUGGUGACCUUCUUCGCAACCUACUUCCUCGUGAUCGUGCCGUUCGAGAAGAGAAGGGGGCCUUUCGUCGCCGCCCGCACCUCAGCGUUUGCUCAGGCGGCGGAGCCGAGGGAACGCAUCCCCUCGGAGCACGACGCCGCAGCAACAGCAGCGGGAGCCGCAACAGCGGAGGAGAUCCAGCGCCGUGCGCAAGAGGCGUACCGUGAAACCGCGCGACGUGCCCGCGGAAGGCACGAAGGCGACAACGCUGCCCACCGCGUCGCCAGGGAGGAGAAAGAGGCGUUUCGUCACCGCCAGGCGGAGAGGAUGAUGGCCGCCAAUAGAGACAGAAAAGCGGCAAUGAAGAAGAAUUCCCAGCAGGAAACACUGGAGGCGGGGACCGACUCUGUUCCGCAACACCGUCAGGAAGAGGGAGCGGAGGAGGGGCAGGUCGUCACGCAGGCUGGGAGCUGCAGUGCUCCCCCUCCCGCUUCUGGUGAGGACAGCAGUGGCGGUGCGGUGGCUUUGGGUAGCUGCAGUGCUCCUCCUCCUCCUGAUGAAGAUGGAGAUGCUACGGCUGCUGCCGGAAGUUGCACCGCGCCUCCUUCCGACGAACAUGCUGCUGAUGCUGGUGCUGGUGCUGCUGGUGCUGCAGAGGCCUCUCCCGCACAGCCCGUGCUUGACCCGGCGGAGGAGCACCGACGAAGGGCGAAUCAGGCGUACGAGGAACGGUCUAGGCGCGAGACCGAGAACCUGAAGAGCACAAACGCCGGGCUCCGUCUUGUGGCGGAGGAAAAGGAGAAGCACCAGCAACAACAAGCCGAGAAAAUGCUGCAGGCAGCGAGCGAACGCAAAGCCAUGGCGGCCGCGGGAAAGGUCAGGGAGGAGGCGCAAGUACGGCAGCGGGACGAGGAGGAGGCGGAGGCGGAGGCGGCCUUACAGGCUAGGGCUCCCGGUUCAGCCGGAGGCGAAACCGCCACGGAUGUUAACACCGCCACGGAUGACAACACCGCCACGGAUGAUAACACCCCCACGGAUGACAACACCGCCACGGAUGAUAACACCCCCACGGAUGAUGACAACGAUGAGCGGAGUGGAGGUGGACAAGUCGACCGUGCCGGGGGUCCUGCCGCUGAGGUGGCCGAAGAAGCGGACAAAGGAGGCGAUGAUGCCGCGGCUCUACCAGAUUCUUCUGUGGACUCUCAAGAGGCCGGGCGUCGAAGGGCGGAAGAGGCGAGGUUGGCGUACGAACAAAACGCACGCCGCGCGGCGGACAGCUUGGCCAGCCAGAACGCCGGGCAGCGGCUGGUCUCUGAGGAGAAGGAAAAGUACCGGCAACGCCAAGCAAAAAAAAUCAUGGAAGGUGCGGCGAGGAGGAAGCAGCAGCGCCACCAGCAAGGCGGCGAAACUAGCGAUCAGCUAGAGCUAGAGGGUGACGGUUCACCGCCCGACUCAGAGACCGGCAGAGAGAACGCCGACGGGACGAUUGGAAACCCCGCUGAGGAACCCUCUUCGGGAGUUGGGGGCGACGGUGGUGGUGGUGGUGCUACUCCUGCGGUUGGGAGCAGCGGGCGUGGGAGUAGCCAGGGAUCAGGCGGUCUCGAUGCCGUUCGCAUGCGGCUGCGCGAGAGCUUAGGAAGCAAACGAGGGGGAGGGGGGGGGGAGACGUCAACGAACGGUCACGGAAGCCGAAGAGACGAGCUUUGACCUUCGCUGUGCUGACGAUCUUCCUUGCGUUCCUGCGCCGCAAGGGUAGAGACGGCGACUCUAGGCUCGAGUGUUGUCGUGUCUCUGAGCCAGGCAUGGUAAGAUGGUUGGGUGUGUGUCAAUUUUGUUUGGAUGAAAAGUACAAGUUGUGGCGUUCUUUGUCGUGCUUGACGGCCAAGUCGUUUGUGGGAGUGAGUGCUGCUAUCCAUCCGGAGCCUUGUGCAAGAGGGAAACGGGCGUGCUUUCGAAAUUGUUGUGGAGCUUGCAUUUGGUUUAGUUGAGGAUUAUUAAUAGAAGUAGUCUACAUAGUCUGGGUCUCUCCGAACCCAUCACUGACGAAUGCAGCACUUGGAUUCUUUUUUGGGAUCUUCGUUGAAAAAGGACGACCAGUCAGAAGUAUAGGCCUGAGAGUUCAAAUCUCUUGUUGAUUGUUGUUCGAUGGAAUGGGUAUCAAGUUGUGCGAAGACAUACACAGGUAACAUACAAACAAACGUGGUACCGAGAGACGUGUGGUGUGUGUGUGUGUGUGGGAACGGCGACAUUGACUAGGCUAUU
This is a messenger RNA of Ectocarpus siliculosus, 3042 nucleotides long. NCBI's taxonomy places the organism in Eukaryota, Phaeophyceae, Ectocarpales, Ectocarpaceae. The record is from the annotation of a GenBank genome assembly.